This is a messenger RNA of Cavenderia fasciculata, 1407 nucleotides long. RefSeq lists its product as uncharacterized. The record is from RefSeq and is a predicted model, not a curated record. The transcript has 2 exons. Bases 1 to 1407 code for a protein of 468 amino acids. Lineage: Eukaryota; Evosea; Eumycetozoa; Acytosteliales; Cavenderiaceae.
AUGGUACUCGAGGAAAAAGAACAAGAGAUAUUGGAAAAGGGAGAGGAUGUAGUGUCGAUUCUAGACUAUCGUCUAACACAUCUCACCAAUCAACUGACAAUCGCGAUGGAAAAUGAACAUGGAGGUAUGGAGAACCCAUCAACUGUCUAUCUUAGGAUUAUCAAGGAAGAGCUAGAGUUGAUCAAUAUGACAAUGAUAGACGACAAGACAGACACUUCAUUUAUCAUCAAUGAUAUUCUCAAAGGUGCCAAUUUACACUAUCUAGUCGAAUCGAUUGUUACAUGGGGGUCGUUGGAGCAACUUGAGAGAUUAAGUCAAUUGUCUCGAAUUGACAAUGACGUGUUUAACGACUCGGAGAAAUCAAGAAUAUUGGUAGAGGCAAUGAAAAGAGGUGACAUUAAAAUAAUACAUCAUGUCAUGUCUCUAUUGUACAAACAUUUAUAUGUAGUCGAUAGUGAUCAAGUUGAUAGCAGCAGUAGUCGUAGUACACCAUCAUCAUCAAUUCUAGCACAAGCUACAAAGAUCUUGGUUGGGUAUGGGUUUGUAGGCAACUAUGGUCAAUUUGAUAUACCGAUGCUAGAGAUAUUAUCGCAUCACUUUGACGAAUACGAAUUGUCGAAUGCCAUCAAUUCAGCUAGUCAAGCCGAGAAUGUUGAAGCGUUGGAUUUCCUACUCACCAAAAUCAAGCCGUCUGCUCGUCAUUUGAUUCUCGAGUUGGACGAUGGACGUUGGAAACUAAUCGGACGUAUUCUCGAAAAGAUCGAUCCAGCCCUCCUCACAAUCAUCCGGAUCAGAGAUCAAUACCUAACCAUUCACAAAGGAUCCAUUGAACUAUUCAAACUACUUCACCGAUACGAUAUUUAUGGCUACACCUCUAAAAGCAUCCCAGAAGAGAAACUAAAAUCAGCAAAUUAUGGGCAUUUAGAGUAUUGUACAUUUUUAGAUCAAUUAUUGGAAUCUGAACGAUCGCUACAACAACAGUCAUUGUCAUCAUUAUCAUUGACAGAACCAAUUCAACAAAUACAACAACCUUUACAACAACCAGAUGAACAUCAUCAUCAUAUUCAACAUUUACAAAAAUAUGGGUUCAUACGUUAUGGACAUUUAGACAUUUUACAAUAUUAUAUUCAACAUCCUCCUACAACUAAUUCAACGACUACAACAACAACAACAACUACAACUAUGACAACCAACACGGAUCAUUCCAACAAUAAUUUAUUUGAUUUUAAAUUUGCAGUUUUAAAAGCAUUAGAAACAGGACAAAGUAGUUUGAUAGAGGCAACAAACAAUCAACAAUUAUUGGAUACACUAGACACGACUAUAUUUAUUCAAAACGAACAACAAGAAAAGGAAAAGAUGGAUGAAUCUGUCUUGGACCAAAUCGAAUCUGCAUUUACAUCUAAUUGA